UCGUACUAUUGCUGCGUUCGCACGCACAACUUGCUUAAAUACAAAAGUUUUCUACAUGCGCUGAUUAUUUUCUCAACAGAAGUGUAGAUUUAUUGUCUGUGUGGACUGGUUUUGGAUUCGACUAUAUACAAAACGCGCACGCGGCACGCCUGAAACAGACAGACGGAGAAUGGGAGAGAGAAAAAGCCACAAUAGUAUGCGCGCAAUGGUAGCAGCUGUCCGACUAGCUGGGAAGCUCGUUCUGUCGUCUAACCAAUUGUGUGUCCCGACUGAUAAUGCACGCAACAAAGACAGGGCCUUUACAGGUGAUGGCGGGCCCGACAGAUUGGCGGAGCCACAGCCGAUCACGUGUAUGUCUGGUCUCGCGCUCCUCAGCGAGUGUGUUUUGAUAGCCAUCUCACAGCUGUGACGGCAAAACGCAAAGGCCAAGAAAACUCAGAAGUUAGUAGUUCGUAGCCGAGAGUGACUACGCUUAGUCUAGGCUAUAAUUAUGUUCAGUGAUAGCUGAUAGCAACGACCAUUUGAACGCCGCGUACAACAUAGCAGAGGGCAGUUGUUGCAGCUCAAACACAUGAUAUGCUUUCCGCGCAAUAAGGAUAUCUUAUCCCAGCUAUUGACCCAAACGACAGCAUACGGAGAGCAAGAGCAUCGCUUCGGCCACUUUUGGCAAACAGGGGCAGUUUGACGAGCAAGCCCGUACACGUCUGGAGUGCGAGCAGUAGCUAAAACAGUGUCCUCAUAUCAAGGGCAGCAGCUACUUCAACACAGACCCGGGUUCAAACGACGAAUACCAAAGCUUGGAGCAUCGUUUCUGAUUAUAAAAAGCAGCAGCUGCGGCCUCAACAGCUACGUCAACAGAUCUCGGGCUUACAUCGAAUUGUGUCAAUUGAGUCGAAAAUGAAGUACAUUUUGGUCACUGGAGGCGUGAUCUCAGGUAUUGGAAAAGGCGUAAUUUCAUCGUCGAUCGGUGCGAUCUUGAAAACAGCGGGCCUGCACGUGACAGCUAUUAAGAUUGAUCCGUAUAUCAAUAUAGAUGCGGGGACAUUUUCACCGUACGAACACGGUGAAGUGUUCGUGCUCAAUGAUGGUGGUGAGGUCGAUCUCGACCUCGGGAAUUACGAGCGAUUUCUCGACGUAACGUUAGCCCGAGACAAUAAUAUUACGACAGGGAAAAUCUACCAAAGUGUUAUUAAUAAGGAACGUAAAGGAGACUACCUUGGCAAAACAGUACAGGUGGUACCGCACAUUACGGACGCCAUCCAAAACUGGGUUGAGAGGGUUGCGAUGGUGCCGCUGGACGGCGUGCACGUUCCAGACGUAUGUAUUAUUGAGCUCGGUGGAACAAUUGGUGACAUCGAAGGUAUGGCGUUUAUCGAAGCCUUCCGCCAAUUUCGGUUUAGAGUGAAGAAGCGAAAUUUUUGCUCGGUUCACGUCUCUCUCGUACCUCAGCCGAAAAGUACGGGCGACAGCAAAACGAAACCAACUCAAAACAGCGUACGAGAACUCCGAGGACUCGGGAUCUCGCCCGAUAUCAUUGUUUGCCGGAGUGAGCAGCCGGUCAACGAGGAGAUUAAGGAUAAGAUUUCAAAUUUUUGUCACGUUCAACCUGAACAGGUAAUCUGUCUACAUGAUGUACCGAAUGUUUAUCAUGUGCCCGUAUUCCUCGAAAAAAACGGUCUCGUUAACCUGUUCGCGAAACAUCUCAAUCUGCAUGUCAAGCUUGACCAACAAGCGUUAAACGCAUGGAAAUCUCUAAUGUGGCGUAGUGACCGGGUCACCGAACCCGUGACAAUCGCCCUUGUCGGUAAGUACACAAAGUUUGAGGAUUCGUACUCAUCAGUAAUCAAAGCAUUGCAGCACUCAGCAUUGUUAGCCGAGCGUAAGCUGAAAAUCAAAAGUAUUGAUGCCGAGCAUUUGGAAAUCCAGACAAAAGAAACGGACUCUGUUAAAUAUUACGACGCGUGGAAAAACGUUUGUGAAGUGGAUGGCGUCCUCGUGCCAGGCGGUUUCGGAGUUCGCGGUGUCGAGGGCAAGAUUCUCGCCAUCAACUAUGCGCGAACCGCAAAAAAGCCGUUCCUUGGUGUGUGCCUCGGCUUCCAGUGUGCCGUUAUUGAGUUCGCUCGCAAUGUGCUCGGGCGUAAAGGCGCCACCUCAUUCGAGUUCGAUAAUGAAGCUACAGAUCCCAUCGUGAUCGAUAUGCCUGAACACCAUACGGGUCAGAUGGGUGGCACGAUGCGGCUAGGGUUACGCGAGUCCGUUUUUCAGACGCACGAUUCUGUUUUACGUAAACUGUACGGCAAUCAAGACGUCAUUCAAGAGCGUCACCGACAUCGCUACGAAGUAAAUCCGGCGUGUGUCGAUGAACUGGAAAAGAUGGGCCUGCGGUUUGUCGCCAAGGAUACUACCCUACAGCGUAUGGAAGUACUCGAGCUAGCUGAACACCCGUACUUUGUCGCUGUCCAGUAUCACCCCGAGUAUAUCUCGAGACCGCUGCGACCAAGCCCACCAUAUUAUGGUCUUAUCCUUGCUGCUACUGGCCAAUUGGACAAUCAUCUCUCGUCUUUAGAGUAAUGUCAUGACGUGCAACAGCGCAAAUGAGAUGGUAAGCUCAUUCCAAGAUUAAUCAUAGUUGGUAGCAGAUACGAGUCUAGCAAUGCUUUAUAAAUAAAAUUGUUUGUUUGUAUCUUGUUGCGACUGGAAGUCAUGCAAAUGUUUUGGCCUAAUAGGAAAUGAAUUAGGAGUGCUAAUUGAAUGAGCAUCUGGUUGAUUUUGUGACUUUUGUAAGUAAGAGUGGAAAGAAUUCUGCUGAUCAAUGCUAAAUGAGAACGUUUACAUGUAAGCCGAUAAUCACAUCACCACAUCAUUAUUUUAGACAUGAAUACAAGUGUAUGUGCUUUUCGUUAGCUUUUUUAAUAUGAACAAAUGCUCUUUAAUUCAUCCGUAUAUUUGACUUUGAUAUUCGUGCGUGUGCUUCUAGGCAUCUUAACAAAAUACAUUUUAGAUGUAUAGAUAGGCUUACUAUAUCUUGAUCUUUUGAAAAUAAAUGAUACAAAUAAUUAUCUUGUUAUUAUGCUAUUGUUGGGAGAGGAUGAAUGUCUACGUAAAUCCCGAAAUAACAAUGAGACUAUGCCCCUGAACUCGAUAAAACGGAGCCCCACUUAAUAAAUUUGUUUUUAA
Varroa destructor (honeybee mite) is the source of this 3177-nucleotide messenger RNA. It is a transcript of the gene Ctps, whose product is annotated as CTP synthase. Gene Ontology annotation, molecular function: CTP synthase activity; identical protein binding. The record is from RefSeq and is a predicted model, not a curated record. Gene Ontology annotation, cellular component: cytoplasm; cytoophidium. Lineage: Eukaryota; Metazoa; Arthropoda; Arachnida; Mesostigmata; Varroidae. Gene Ontology annotation, biological process: pyrimidine nucleobase biosynthetic process; CTP biosynthetic process.